AUGUUUGCUCUUCGUACCAAAUCUGCAUUCAGUGCUGCUAGGUUGAUUUCUUCACCAGUCAACUCCACUAGAUUUUUCUCCAUCUCAAGAUUUGUUUUAAAUUCAAAUUCCAACCCAAAUACUCCAGUUAAAACUGCCAACUCUUUAAGUGAAGUUGAAGGUCCAGAAACUCUUAUUGGUCCUGGUGCCAAACCAGACACUGUUCCAACCGAUUUAGAACAAGCUACUGGUUUAGAAAGAUUGGAAUUAUUAGGUAAAUUUGAUGGUAUUGAUUUCUUUGAUCAAAAACCUUUGGAUGCCUCAAGAAGAGGUACAAUUGCUGACCCAAUUGUUGUAGAUUCAUUCGAUGAUAACAGAUUUGUCGGUUGUACUGGUUAUCCAGCUGAUUCCCAUGAGGUCUUAUGGUUAAAUCCAACUGUCGACCAAGUCGCAAGAUGUUGGGAAUGUGGUUCAGUUUAUAAAGUAAAUAGAGUUACAAUUCCACAAGCUGAUCCUCACCACCAUUAA
Ascoidea rubescens DSM 1968 is the source of this 507-nucleotide messenger RNA. RefSeq names its product cytochrome c oxidase subunit IV (gene COX4). Gene Ontology annotation, cellular component: mitochondrial envelope. NCBI's taxonomy places the organism in Eukaryota, Fungi, Ascomycota, Saccharomycetes, Ascoideales, Ascoideaceae. The transcript has a single exon. Gene Ontology annotation, biological process: mitochondrial electron transport, cytochrome c to oxygen. The coding region runs from base 1 to 507 and encodes 168 amino acids. The record is from RefSeq and is a predicted model, not a curated record.